Messenger RNA from Cheilinus undulatus (humphead wrasse), 2557 nucleotides. It is a transcript of the gene cpe, whose product is annotated as carboxypeptidase E. Gene Ontology annotation, biological process: proteolysis. Bases 170 to 1525 code for a protein of 451 amino acids. NCBI's taxonomy places the organism in Eukaryota, Metazoa, Chordata, Actinopteri, Labriformes, Labridae. The transcript is spliced from 9 exons. Gene Ontology annotation, molecular function: metallocarboxypeptidase activity; zinc ion binding. The record is from RefSeq and is a predicted model, not a curated record.
GCUCAGGUAGAGGAGCGCAUCACACUCAGUCAGAGGGAGAGGGAGCGCAGCACGGAGAGAGAGAUAUUUAUAGCCUGAAGCGAGGCUGCAGCACAGAGAAAAGGCUUGGGACCAAGCCGCAGGCAGGCGCUCAGACAGACACGGCUUAGGGAAAAUAGGACACGACAAAAUGAAAACGUUUCUCGCUGUGCUUUUAUUCGGGGUUGCGGCGGUCGCCCUGGUCAGCUCUGAGGGGGAGAUCUCCUUCGAGUACCACCGUUAUGAGGAGCUGCGGAAGGCGCUGGUGUCGGUGUGGCUGCAGUGCCCGACCAUCACCCGCAUCUACACCAUCGGGGAGAGCUUCGAGGGCCGCGAGCUGCUGGUGCUGGAGAUGUCCGAUAACCCUGGAACGCACGAGCCUGGUGAGCCUGAGUUUAAAUACAUCGCCAACAUGCACGGAAACGAGGCUGUGGGCAGAGAGCUGCUAAUCUACCUGGCUCAGUACCUGUGCAACCAGUACCAGCAGGGCAACGAGACCAUCAUCGACCUCAUCCACAAUACCCGCAUCCAUCUCAUGCCAUCCAUGAACCCAGACGGCUUUGAGAAGGCCGCCUCACAGCCCGGAGAGAUCAAGGACUGGUUUGUGGGCCGCAGUAACGCACAGGGGGUAGACCUGAACCGUAACUUCCCCGAUCUGGACCGCAUCAUCUACAUCAAUGAGAGGGAGGGCGGAGCUAACAACCACCUGCUGCAGAACAUGAAGAAGGCUGUGGAUGAGAACAGCAAGCUGGCUCCAGAGACGAAGGCAGUGAUCCACUGGAUCAUGGACAUUCCCUUUGUCCUCUCAGCUAACCUGCAUGGAGGAGACCUGGUGGCUAACUACCCCUAUGAUGAAACCCGCACUGGCUCCAACCAUGAAUACAGCGCCAGUCCAGAUGAUGUGAUGUUCAAGUCCCUGGCAAAGGCUUACUCCAUCUACAACCCAGUCAUGUCCAACCCUAAUCGCAAACCCUGCCGUAAGAACGACGACGACUCCAGCUUCAAAGAUGGCAUCACUAACGGAGGAGCCUGGUACAGCGUGCCAGGAGGAAUGCAGGAUUUCAACUACCUCAGCAGCAACUGCUUUGAGAUCACCCUGGAGCUCAGCUGCGACAAGUUCCCCAAUGAGGACACGCUGAAGAGCUACUGGGAGCAGAACCGCAACUCACUGGUCAACUACAUUGAGCAGGUCCAUCGCGGUGUCAAGGGCUUUGUGCGUGACCUGCAGGGUAACCCCAUCUCCAACGCCACCAUCUCUGUGGAGGGGAUUGACCAUGACAUCACCACAGCCAAAGAUGGAGACUAUUGGCGCCUUCUGGCUCCUGGAAACUACAAAGUUGCAGCAUCUGCCCCAGGAUACCUGACUGUCAUCAAGAAGGUGGCUGUUCCCUACACACCUGCAACCAGGGUGGACUUUGAGCUGGAGUCUCUAAUGGAAAGGAAGGAGGAAGAGCGGGAGGAGCUGAUGGACUGGUGGAAGAUGAUGUCAGAGACACUGAACUUCUAAAUAAGCGUUUGUCCGGCUAACGACUGGGUCCAUCUGCACAUCUAUGUAAUAUAUUCAUCAUCCAGUGUGCCCGUCUGCUCUUAAAAGAAUAUAUUGUCUACUACUUGUUUUGUUCUGUUUCACUCAUUAUUUUAAUUGAUUCUGUUGUUUAUUAAUGUAACGGUUUGCCUCAUACUCCUGUAGAUCGUUUGAAUAUCCACAGACGUAUGCUGACGGACACAGGAGGAAUUUGCUGGUAGUUCUGUGGUAUUGUGUUCUUUAUUGUACAAGUGAUUGGUAAUCAUGGCACCCACCUAUAUAACCAAUGAGUGACUGAAUAAUAUGUAUGUAAAAGAGCUUUUUACUUCACUUCCACAUGGCUCUGUUCAUAUAAAAAUCACCAUUCUCCUGUUUUUAAAUGUCUCUGUUUCUCCAGGCUUUAGUGCAAGUCACACAACAAAUAAAGUGCACACACAUAACACACACCCUUUCAAUGCCCAAUGAAUUCGCACACAUUCUAUAGUUUUGAGCUAAUCAGGGACAUUAAAAACACUGUAAAAUCACUGUAAACAUUAUUGUAAACAAUCUUUACAGAUAAGCUCAUUAACCUAUAUGUUAUUGAUGUUCAGAUUUUUUUUUUAACUGACUGCGGCACAGCUUUGAGUUUAGCACAAGAUGAAUGGUUAUAAUAUAAACUGUAUUUAUGAAAUAAUAUAGCAAGAAAUAUGUGUGGUUUUUUUUGUACCUUAAAGGAAAUAAAGCUCAAAGAAAAGGCUAUGGCACCUAUAAAUCUGUCCACCUCAGUUUCCCAAAGCCAUUCCUUUGUAUGUGCACUACACAGGAAAUACUACGUUAUGGAUGGAACUGUGGUAUAUGUUGAAGUUUUUUCAAGGAUAAAUUAACUCUAAUCUUCCAAGAGUGGACCGUGUGGAUGCAGUUCAUCUGGUUCGAGACGACUAAAAGAAUUUAUUGAAUGUAUAGCUAUAGAAACAGUAACAAAUGUAAAGAAAUAAACUGAUCAAUAAAAAUUCCCUCUUUAUGUUGUCAAACUCA